CUUCUCUUCCUCACUUUAUCGCGCGAUGGAACACGGACGCAAGGGGAAUUCUACAGUGCUAUUGCCUGUCUCCACUAUGCUCCGAUCUUCCAAAUCCUACUUGAGAAUUAAGUCCAGUUCAGGGUUUUCAGAACCAGCAUCAACAAAUAAGCUCAGUCUUGGAUCCCAUCAACAAUUUCCACCUGAGAUCUGGACCUGUAUCAUCCAAUAUCUUUCUACACUCGAUCUCUUCAACUUUUAUAAUACCUCAACCACCCUAAGAUCGAUUGUAGCACCAUUCCUUAUUCAAGCUAUCGCCUCUAACUCUGUUUGCUUGUAUUUCUAUCAGGAGUAUGUCUGCAGGACCGGUAUCAGUUUUAUCUUUGACCAUUUUGAUCUGGCUCAUGACAAAGUGGUUUUCAGACCUCAGGCACCUGCAUCUUCUGCUGUCAUUGCAUUCCGAAUAGGCAUGACCAUACAACGACCACAAUUGGAGGAGAUAUCAGUGAAAUCAAGAGGGACCCGCUUUCAGUCCUGGCAGGCAUAUUGCUCAAAUGAUGGUAUUUAUAAGGUGAGGCGCAAGGACGACAAACGAAGGCCAGUAUUACUAGAUCGGACAACAGGAACGGUUAUUGGCGACAGUAAUGAUGACCAGUCGAGAAUUACAACAAUAUCUAGUAAAGCAGUUGCUAGGCGUUUAGGUCCUACACUUCGUUUCCUUGAUAACAGACUUGCAUCGCUCGACUAUCUGGACAGAGUUUGCCCACUUGAUGUCAAACGGACAGGUCCACGGUUACUCAGUGGGGCACAACAUUCAUUCGGUCACGAUUACCCAUGGACAUUACAUUAUACCGUUGACGAUAAACCUGAUUACAGAAGUGACGACUACAUUGCCCGUUCCACUGUCACUACUACCACCAUAGCUACAUCCACAGCCAUUGCUGCUCUUCCCGCUUUACCUCAGCAUAUAACACAGCGAUAUGGUGGUCCACAAUCUUCAAGGAGAGACAGUAGCAUCAACGGUGACAGCAACAACAACAGUAGUAUGAAGAGUGCAUCUAAGGGUCCCCGAUAUCUGCAUGCGGUGCGUUUUGAAUGCAGCAUCAAUUUUUUGGAUCCACGACGUGCUAGUCGCAGUCUGUUUCGGCGAUGGUUGGAGGGCAAGAUGAGCCAAGUUCUUCAGGUUGUCAAGGUUCGAGAUUCGACAAGCGUGUUGGUCAGGAAACUAGGUCACCAUCAUAGAACUUGUACUCACAGUACUCGUGGAAUCUUAUAGAGAAAAGAAUAAUUACAAUAUACACGAUUGCACCUGCCAUUGUGCAAAUAUGUAGGUGCAUUCAUGCAAUAAUUUAUCAUGUAAAAUAAAAAGGAAGAAC
Messenger RNA from Lobosporangium transversale, 1355 nucleotides. RefSeq lists its product as hypothetical. Lineage: Eukaryota; Fungi; Mortierellomycota; Mortierellomycetes; Mortierellales; Mortierellaceae. The transcript has a single exon. Gene Ontology annotation, molecular function: protein binding. The record is from RefSeq and is a predicted model, not a curated record. The coding region runs from base 26 to 1255 and encodes 409 amino acids.